Molecule: messenger RNA, 1797 nt
Organism: Rotaria sp. Silwood1
Lineage: Eukaryota; Metazoa; Rotifera; Eurotatoria; Philodinida; Philodinidae
Source: the annotation of a GenBank genome assembly
AUGUUUAAAGGUCGUCUAUGGCGUUUUUUAAUAUUCUUUUUUGUACUGUAUUUAAUGUUUCUUCUCGUUUUCUUUCGUUCAUUUAAUUCUGAUAAUCAUGAUAAAACAACAGUAUCAUCAGCACCUCAUGCACGUGUUAUUAUUGAUGAUUAUCAAGAACAAAAUCCUAUUGAACAUCAUGUGGCUGCACGACAAGUCGAAACCAAUAAACCAUCUAAUUUAGAACCUGUAAUGACAAAAGGUGUAUUAGGAAAUUAUGAAACAAAAAACUCAGUUAAAGUAUCGGGUCCUGGUGAAAAUGGUGAAGGUGUUCACUUACAUGGAGAAGAUAUUCAACGAGGACAAGAAUCUGUUGCUGAGUAUGGUUUUAAUGAAGUAGCAAGUGAUAAAAUUUCAUUGGAUCGAAUUGCACGUGACACGAGACCAGAAGAAUGUAAAUAUUGGAAUUAUCCAAGUGUGGAUAAAUUACCAACAGCAUCUGUUGUUCUUGUUUUUUAUGAUGAAGGAUGGUCAACAUUAGUACGAACAUUUCAUUCUGUUAUUAAUACAAGUCCAAAAGAAUUAUUAAAAGAUAUUAUUCUUGUUGAUGAUUACAGUGAUCAAGAACAUAUAACUGUUCGUCUACCGGAAUAUAUUAAAAAAUGGAAUGGUCUUGUAAAAUAUGUUCGAACAAAUCAACGAGUUGGACUUAUUGAAGCUCGUGUUAUUGGUGCUCGUGCUGCUGAGGGUGAUGUUAUUGUAAUCUUAGAUGCUCAUUGUGAAUGUGUAACAAAUUGGUUACCACCAUUACUGACUCGAAUUGCAUUAAAUCGUAAAACUUUAGCUGUACCUAUUGUUGAUGGAAUUGAAUGGAAUACUCUUCGACAUAAUACAGCUUAUGGUGGUACACUUUAUAGAGGUAUAUGGGAAUGGGGAUUUUUAUAUAAAGAGACCGAAUUACCAGAACGUGAACGAAGUUUAAUGAAAUAUCAAACUGAACCUUAUAAAAGUCCAACUCAUGCCGGUGGUCUUCUUGCUAUUGAUAAAAAAUGGUUUUUUGAAUUAGGUGCUUAUGAUCCAGAUAUUAAAAUUUGGGGAGGUAGUUUUAAAGUAUGGAUGUGUGGUGGUCAACUUGAAUGGGUCAGUUGUAGUCAUGUUGGACAUAUUUAUCGAGGACCACGUCGACGUAGUAUGCAUCCUCGCGGUGGAAAGAUUCAUCAAAGUCAUAUAAAUCAUUUGCGUGUGGCUGAAAUUUGGAUGGAUGAGUAUAAAGAAUAUUAUUUACGUCGUCAACCAAAUCAUGCUCGUCUUGAUAUUGGUGAUACAAAUGAAUAUAAAGCAUUACGAAAACGUUUAAAUUGUUCUAGUUUUAAAUGGUUUUUGGAUAAUGUGGCUUAUGAAAUGGUUGAAAAAUAUCCAUUACCACCAGCAAAUCAUGUUUGGGGUGAAAUGCGUAAUGAUCAAUAUCAACAAUGGUGUGCUGAUACACUUGAUAAUCAAUUUGGUCGACCUAUAGGUAUAUCUGGCUGUCAUCAUCAAGGUGGAAAUCAAUUAUUUCGUAUUAAUGUAGAAGGUGAAUGGUCAUCGGGUGAACAUUGUUUUGUAUCGGAAGGAAACUCUGUUAUUGCAAGACAUUGUGUACAAAUGGGUCGAUGGAUUCCGAAAGGUGAAUGGACUUAUGAUAAUACAACACGGCAAGUUCGUUCGACAAAAGUUUAUAAAUGUAUAGUAACUAAUGGUAAAGUUUUAUCUCUUGAAACUUGUGAUGAGAAUAAUAGAUCACAAAAAUGGACAUGGACAGAAACUUAUGUUGUAUAA